Molecule: messenger RNA, 3347 nt
Organism: Xyrauchen texanus (razorback sucker)
Lineage: Eukaryota; Metazoa; Chordata; Actinopteri; Cypriniformes; Catostomidae
Gene: scai
Product: suppressor of cancer cell invasion
Exons: 17
Coding region: 511-2247 (578 amino acids)
Biological process (GO): DNA-templated transcription
Cellular component (GO): nucleus
Molecular function (GO): transcription corepressor activity
Source: RefSeq, a predicted model, not a curated record
UUGGUGGACUACCAUAAUCAGUCAGGCACACAUCACUAAAAUAGUAUUUUUAUUCCAUUGUUGUCAGAAGUGAAAGUGCAUUUUUUUUCUCUUUAUGCAGUAGUAUACGUUUUAUAUUACCCCCAUCUUUAAGGGCUUCAUACAUAUAAACAAUAACAUAACAGAAGUGAACAUCAAAGCCAUUCAGUCAUCAUCAGCGGAAUAUUGAGCAUCAUUUAGGUUGCCAGGAAACCGCAGUCACAGCACCGGUUAAUGCUACAGUUUUGUCAACUCUAAUGGUCUUUUUGAGGACAAACUCAUUGUAUGUUCACUGCUGCUCCCCGAGCAGUUCGAGCCAAUCCGAGUGUGACAAAAUCAUGUUAACACAGCUCUGUCGCUUUUGUCUGGCCGCCUCUGAUACCGUUACACCAUUCAACCUACAGUUCUAUCUUUGAGAGAGUCACACAGAGUUGUCGUGUAUUACAUCCUGAUCUGAGAGAAGCGGACAGCCGUCGGGCGAGAGCAGCUGCCAUGACAGGGGUUGGGGCAGAAGAUGACAUCCCUCUCUGUGAGAGGAAAACUGUCACAGACUUCUGCUAUCUCCUGGACAAGUCCAAACAGCUUUUCAAUGGCUUGAGGGAUUUGCCUCAGUAUGGACACAAGCAGUGGCAGUCCUAUUUUGGCAGAACAUUUGACAUAUACACCAAGCUGUGGAAGUUUCAACAACAGCACAGACAGGUUCUUGACAACCGGUAUGGUCUCAAGAGGUGGCAAAUAGGCGAGGUCGCCUCAAAAAUUGGCCAGCUGUACUACCAUUACUACCUCCGCACCUCAGAAACGAGCUACUUAAAUGAAGCCUUUUCUUUCUAUUCGGCCAUUCGCCAACGGUCAUACUACCACCAGGUCAACAAAGAAGACAGGCCGGAGCUGGUGGUAAAAAAGCUGAGGUAUUAUGCUCGCUAUAUCGUUGUUUGUCUGUUGCUCAACAAGAUGGACCUGGUUAAAAUGUUGGUCAAGGAGCUUUCAGAGGAGAUUGAAGACUACACCCAACGCUUCAACACAGAGGACCAGCUAGAGUGGAACCUGGUGCUGCAGGAGGUGGCUGCUUUUGUGGAGGCAGAUCCACUCAUGAUCCUAAAUGAUGACAAUGCUAUAGUGGUCUUAUCCAAUCGGCUGCAAGAGGGGGGCUUGCCCCCGCUUGAACAGGGCAUGGUGGUUGGCCAGCUCACCUUGGCAGAUGUGCUCAUCAUUGGCAACUGUAACAAUCAGGUGAAAUUUAGUGAGCUGACCAUCGAUAUGUUUCGUAUGCUUCAAGCCCUUGAACGGGAACCAGUCAACCUCGCCACACAAAGCUCCAAGCCAGGGAUACUUGUAAGAGAAGACUCUUACACUCUCCCUGUCACUCUCUAUGAGCCCAAUGAAAAGUCAGCCAAGAGAGAGAACCCUCAUAAAUAUCUCCUCUACAAACCAACCUUCAGCCAGCUUUACACUUUUCUGUCUGCCUCCUUCAAGGAGUUGCCAGCCAAUAGUGUACUGCUGGUGUAUCUAUCUGCCACUGGAGUUUUCCCCACUGGACGCUCAGAAUGUGAAGGACCGUAUGACUUUGGAGGUGUCCUGACCAAUACUAAUCGAGAUGUGGUAAAUGGUGAGAUGGUGCAAAAGAGAAACCAGGCACAAAAAGAGAUGCACUGCCUACACCCAGGAGACCUAUUCCCCUUCACCAGGAAACCCCUGUUUAUCAUUGUAGACUCAUCCAACAGCACAGCUUAUAAGAAUUUUUCAAAUUUUUUCGGCCAGCCGCUGGUAUGCCUGCUUUCUCCAACAGUUUAUCCGAAGAGCAUGCAAGAUCAGUCUCAGCGUGGGAGUCUAUUUACUCUCUUUCUCUACAACCCCCUCAUGGGCUUCCUGUCUGUCUGUGGACUGACCAGCAUGCGCUAUGGAUUGUGGGAAAAGGCCCAGGAACUCCUGCGGAAGCUUUUCCAUGACAUCGGCCAGAUGAUCACCAAUUCGCGAGUCGUAGAUCAAGCCUUCCUACAAUUUUAUGGAGAUGAGUUUCUGCGUCUGCUGAUGAUCCGUUUCGUGUUCUGCUGCACCACUCUCAGAUUACAUAAGCUCUUCCGGGAAGCGAGGAGUUUUCCAGAAUCGUACCCCUCGCUGCCUAAACAGGAGAUGGUGGAGAGCAGCCUUCUACAGAAACAUGUGCUGGAGCUGGCAGCCAUGUUGGAUGUGCAAAAUCUCUUCUGUGAUGGCAUGUUGGAUAACUAUUGACCACAUGGUGGCACCAUGCCAACUUGCAGGCACACGCACACACCAACAUACACACAGGCAGAUGCAUACACAAUUUGUACAGUUUCAUGUGAAUAAACAUGCUGGUUGUUUAACCUUUAAACAUUUAGUUAAUAACUAUCCAAGAGAAAUGUCUCAUCUUUGUGGGCAGAUAUUUGCAGUUUGUCAUAUUCACAUCUAUUUCUAGAUUUUAAGGAACUACAGACACCCAGAUGCAAGUGUAGCUCCCGACAUACAGGAGAACACAUUGAUUAAAUACAUACAUGUACAUACAUGUACCGUAUGGUUGUAUGGUUGUUCAGACCUGUUGAGGGCAGCUAUUGCCGUUUCUGUAGGUGGUUAGAGAGCACAAGAUAACAAGGGUGAUUGUGGCCAAUUACAGAUCGAGAGUAACAAAAGACUGGGAAACAAUUUUUUUUGUCAGUUGGUGGAAUUCCAGAGAGAGACUUCCAGAAGUUUUAAGGUGAGCCUAAGGCUUUGGCAAAACACAUUUUGGAGAAGGAAGUUUGUGUUUCCUUCUCAACAUUUUUGACUGCAACAUUUACAUAACUUUUCCAUCAGGAGCAUCCUGCAUGUUUGCAUUUAUUUGCUCCGAUGUUUUAUUUUUAUGUCUUGCCUUAUUGUUUGUUUUUGUUCAUUGAAAUGUGUUUGUUUUUCAGUCUUACACAAAUUUUUGUGGACAUGAGCCUGGUCUUUUGAAGGAGGUUCACUAUGCUGUACCUCUUUUAUUUCGUCAUCAGCUAACUCCAUUUUUAUUAGGGCUCCAACUAACGAUUAUUUUGAUAAUCGAGUAAUCUAAUGGUUAUUAGAACGAUUAUUAGACUAUUUGGCGAUUAUUGCAACGAUUAAUCAUUAGCUCCUAACCGAUUAUUCUGCUUGUGUCCCGACUUAAAAGGUUGUAUUUAAAGUUCUUACUAACAAUAAAGAGGAAAAAAAUCAUAUUUUAAAAAUUACCUCUAAAUGACCUCAAUUAAAGGGAAAAAUACUUUUUAUUAAGUUUAAUUCAGUAAAGAAAUUUACUGCAAAAAAAUCCUAUUGUUAUCAAGUGUUUUUGUCUAAAAAUCCUUAAAACAAGAUACAUU